Messenger RNA from Daucus carota subsp. sativus, 874 nucleotides. Its product is annotated as CEN-like protein 1. Lineage: Eukaryota; Viridiplantae; Streptophyta; Magnoliopsida; Apiales; Apiaceae. The record is from RefSeq and is a predicted model, not a curated record. The coding region runs from base 125 to 652 and encodes 175 amino acids. The transcript is spliced from 5 exons.
UUCUGGAAAUGGAAAUUAAUUAGGUGUUCAGAAUAUAUUUCCUUAACAGGAAAUUGUCUAAGGUUCAAGUAAAGCGAGAGUCGGCAGAGGCCUUCUCAGUUUGGAAACACUACUCAUUGAGAUCAUGUCUAGAAUGAUAGAGCCACUUGCAGCAGGGAGAGUUGUGGGAGAAGUGGUGGAUAUUUUCAGUCCUAGUGUGAAGAUGAAGGUUACAUAUAACAGUAAUAAGCUGGUUUGCAAUGGUCAUGAGCUUAUGCCUAGUGUCAUUACGUGGAGACCUCGCGUUGAGAUCGGUGGUCAGGACUUGAGGGAAGCUUAUACACUUAUAAUGACAGACCCGGAUGCUCCGAGCCCCAGCGAUCCAUAUUUGAAGGAACAUAUCCACUGGAUUGUGACUGAUAUUCCGGGUACAACAGACGUUUCCUUCGGAAGAGAAGUACUGAGCUACGAGACGCCAAAGCCGGUGAUAGGGAUCCACCGCUACGUUUUUGUUCUGUUUAAGCAGAGAGGAAGGCAUGCAGUGAACGGAGCACCGUCAUCGCGAGACAAUUUCAGCACCAGAUGCUUCUCUGAGGAGUAUGGUUUGGGUCUCCCCGUGGCUGCUGUCUACUUCAAUGCUCAAAGAGAAACUGCUGCAAGAAGAAGAUCCUGAUGAGUACUACUGUGUAACAUUUGUUCUAAAGUACCAUACAUAUGCUUGGCAGUACCAUGAUUCAUGUAUAUGUACGUGAUUGUUGUGUGUGAGAUGUUUUUAGGGUUUUGCAUGUGUAACUCUUUUAUUAAUAACUCCAUUUUCUUCAAGGCUUUAGUCAUCAUUCUUGUAUUGGAGAUACCUUGUACUAGCUUAAUCAAUUAGGUGCACAAUUCUACUAAA